ACCGCGAGUGCUCACCGUUCCUUUCGCCUACCUCCCUCCCAUUACGAGGGCCACCCCACUUCCAACCGGGGACGAACCCUAGACUUGCAUCCUGCCCUCCUCCGACCCCGCGACAAUGGCCGAUGCGUACUGGAGGUACGGCGAUGCGCGCCACCAGGCGGCUGCGGCGGCGAUGGCCCCUCCCCCCGCCACUCUCAAGCGACCUCGUGCGGAGUACCAGUAUGUGCCUAGUGGUUCCGACGUGUUUGCCUAUUACCCUCGUGAGGAUGAAGGGACUGCGCAUCCUACUGUCAGGGAUACUGAGUCCCUUGGGGCUUCAUAUGAUCGUUACUUACGCAAUGGGAUUUCUUCUUAUGGUGCUGGUGAGUCUGUUAGGCCUGUGGGUGGAGGAAUUAAUAACCAACCUAUUGAUGAUCGACGAAUCAUCAGUAUCGAAAGCUUGGAUGGUCGGAGUGCUGGAUAUGGUGGCAGAAGGCCUGAACCUCCGCUUCCUCCAGAUGCUUCAAAUACUUUAUUUGUGGAGGGCCUCCCUGCUGACUGUACACGCAGGGAAGUCUCUCGUAUCCUUUUGACAGUUUGUGUCUUUUUGUGCUACUAGAUUUUAGUUGUUUGCUAUUCCUUCAUCCUUUUGCAGACAUUUUCCGCCCUUUUGUAGGGUUCCAAGAGGUGAGACUUGUGAACAAGGAAUCCAGACAUCCUGGGGCUGAUCCACUUGUCCUAUGCUUUGUUGAUUUCGUCACUACAGCCCAAGCUGCAAUUGCAUUGGAAGCUUUGCAAGGGGAAACGGAAAGAGUAUGUUGACCACCCAGUACAUUCACCACUAGGACACCUGAAGCUAUGGUGCUUACACUGUUCCGAGAAGAUACAUGAUGGCCUGGAGUUGUUGAAGUCUUAUCUAUGCCUGAUACAGGUCAUAUUUGCAAAACAGUCAAACGGAGAGGUUGAAAACCGAUGUUGUGUCGGCAUACAAUUGAAGUUUUUGGAAUGGUCGUUUGGUAUGACGUCUCUCUCGAAACUAUUUGCAACCCAUACUGAGGAGGUGAAGGAGAUUUCACGUUUGGUGGACUUUUCUGCUUGUGGUGUUUUGAGGGCACAACCGACCGCGUGUUGAAUUCUUAUUUACGUUCAUGAAUGCUGCACUGGAAUCCGUCUCCGAGGUGAAGCCGAUGAAUACGGCCGCGUUUGUGAUUCAGAUUCACUUUGGGAUUGUGGGACCCAAUUCUUAAAAUCGUUGCAAAUCUGGUGUUGGGCCGCCACUCGGCCCAGAAUAUUCCUUGCGUUCCCAGUCCGAGAAGCACAUUGGGCGACCCGUCCGGUUUUGUGGCACGACCAAUUGGUUCCAUGGGUACUCUGUGGUCGUCGGAUGUGGUGUCAAUGGAGUUAGAUUAUGCCUUUUCCAUCACAAGCGACGCUCCGUGGACGGCAAGCAAGAUGGGGGUAGGUUGCGGACUUGUGCUCCAUGUGGGUCACAUUGGUACCCUAUCUCGCUUCCCUUCUAUUGUUUUUGGCUUCUUUCCUUCGUGACGGUUGCAAUUUCCUUAAUAGAUAUUACCAGAUACAUGAAGAUUGCCACAAAUUCGCCGGUGACUUAUCUAUUAUUACUCGUAUCCUCAAGUGUAUGAUUGCUCGUAGAUGUGCGGUACAUAUGUUACACCCACAUACGCAUUCUUUCAAUUUCAUUAUUUUAAUUAUCCGUGGAUCUUUUGCAGUCAACGCCCUUUGCAUCAUCUCGAGCGGCUCCCCUUGACAGAUUGCACAGAUCUGUACACCCGAAUUGGUAUACUUGAUGCCCCUUCUCUCUCUGUCUCUUCCGACACAACACCAUAUUCUUCUACCCUGCGGAAGAAGAAUAGGUUGCCAAAAUGGACAAGCCUCAAGAGGAAGAAGAGCAGCGCCAGAUCACAUCUCCCCUGCUCGCCUCCGAUCCCUCCACCUCGGCGUCGUCCUCGUCAUCUCCACCACCACGAAAGGAGGAGGAGGAAGAGGAAGAGGAAGAGGAAGAGAACUCGCCCAUCGAGCAGGUGGCCUUGACGGUGCCGGUCAAUGACGACCCCGCGACGCCCGUCCUCACCUUCCGCAUGUGGGUCCUGGGAACAGCCUCCUGCGUGCUGCUCGCCUUCCUGAACCAGUUCUUCUGGUACCGGAAGGAGCCGCUCUCCAUCACCUCCAUCUCCGCCCAGAUCGCGGUGGUGCCGCUGGGCCACCUCAUGGCCUCCACCAUCACCGACCGCGUCUUCUUCAGGGGGAGCCGGUGGGAGUUCACCCUCAACCCGGGUCCUUUCAACAUGAAGGAGCACGUCCUCAUCACCAUCUUCGCCAACUCCGGCGCCGGCAGCGUCUACGCCAUCCACAUCGUCAGCGCCGUCAGGAUAUUCUACCAGAAGCACAUCACCUUCUUCGUCUCCUUACUCGUCGUCAUCACCACACAGGUUCUCGGCUUCGGGUGGGCUGGGAUGUUCCGGCGGUACCUGGUGGAGCCGGCGGCGAUGUGGUGGCCGCAAAAUCUGGUGCAGGUCUCACUGUUCAGAGCCCUGCACGAGAAAGAAGGUCGCCCCAAAGGUGGCAUGACUCGGAACCAGUUCUUCAUGGUGGCCUUCUUCUGUAGCUUUGCCUACUACGUUCUCCCAGGCCAUCUCUUCUCCGUGCUCACCUCCCUCUCCUGGAUGUGCUGGAUCUUCCCUCGCUCCGUCCUUGCCCAGCAGCUCGGUUCUGGACUCCAUGGCCUCGGCAUCGGCGCCAUCGGCCUGGACUGGGCCACCAUCUCCUCCUACCUCAGCAGCCCCCUGGCCAGCCCUUGGUUUGCGACUGCCAAUGUCGCGGCUGGCUUUGCGCUCAUCAUGUAUGUCAUCACGCCCGCUGCGUACUGGCUCAACCUCUACAACGCCAAGACCUUCCCCAUCUUCUCCGAUGGCCUCUUCACAUCCACCGGGCAGAGCUACAACAUCUCCGGCAUCAUAGACCCCAACUUCCACCUCGACAUCAAGACCUACGAGAAGAAUGGUCCGCUCUACCUGAGCGCACUCUUCGCAAUGACCUACGGCGUCGGCUUUGCCUCUCUCACGGCGACCAUCUCUCAUGUUCUUCUCUUCCAUGGAAGCCAAAUAUGGCAGAUGAGCAAGUCAGCAUUCAAAGAGAAGAUGGAUAUCCAUACGAGGCUAAUGAGCAGAUACGACCAGGUCCCGCACUGGUGGUUCAUCAUCCUCCUCGUUGCCAACGUUGCUCUUACCAUCUUCGCAUGUGAGUACUUCAUCGAUCAGCUCCAGCUGCCAUGGUGGGGAGUACUACUAGCCUGCUUCAUCGCCGUUUUCUUCACGCUCCCCUUCGGAAUCAUCAAAGCCACCACGAACCAGACACCGGGACUAAACGUCAUUACAGAGUACAUCAUCGGAUACUUGUAUCCCGGACGCCCAGUCGCAAACAUGUGCUUUAAGGUAUACGGAUUCAUCAGCAUGAAACAGGCCUUGUUGUUCUUGCAAGACUUCAAAUUGGGGCACUACAUGAAGAUACCACCCAGAACUAUGUUCAUGGCACAGGUUGUGGGCACCUUGAUUGCUGCACUCGUAUAUUUGGGAACUGCAUGGUGGCUUAUGGAGACCAUUCCCGACAUCUGCAACACCAAGCUCCUGCCUUCGGACAGUCCAUGGACCUGCCCCGGUGACCACGUCUUCUACGACGCCUCUGUCAUCUGGGGUCUCAUUGGUCCACGCAGGAUCUUUGGAGACCUCGGCACCUACUCCAACAUCAACUGGUUCUUCCUGGCUGGUGCGCUGGCGCCUCUGCUCGUCUGGCUUGCGCAUAAAGCCUUCCCAGAGCAGGAGUGGAUCCGCCUCAUAAACAUGCCCGUACUGAUCGGCGCCACUGGAUCGAUGCCGCCGGCAACAGCCGUGAAUUACACGACAUGGGUCUUUGUCGGUUUCCUCUCAGGUUAUGUGGUCUACAGGUACAGGCGUGAGUGGUGGCAGCGGCACAACUAUGUGCUCUCUGGUGCUCUGGAUGCAGGGCUGGCAUUCAUGGGCGUGUUGCUGUAUAUGUGCUUGGGAUUGGAGAAGGUGAGACUCAAUUGGUGGGGGAAUCACUUGGAUGGGUGUCCUCUGGCUUCCUGCCCAACGUCUCCGGGUGUCGUCGUCGAAGGUUGCCCCGUGUUCUGAGAUGCUUGUGGAGCUACAAGUUCUUUGUUUCCUUAUUAGAUUUGCAUUCAUACUUCAGUGGAGAUGUAUAAAUCAUUGAAUUGGAAUAUGUAACUUAGGUACAAAUCAGUGAACAUGGAAAUCUCAGCCCGGCAUUUCGA
Molecule: messenger RNA, 4288 nt
Organism: Musa acuminata subsp. malaccensis (wild Malaysian banana)
Lineage: Eukaryota; Viridiplantae; Streptophyta; Magnoliopsida; Zingiberales; Musaceae
Source: RefSeq, a predicted model, not a curated record